This is a messenger RNA of Pipistrellus nathusii (Nathusius's pipistrelle), 804 nucleotides long. The record is from the annotation of a GenBank genome assembly. NCBI's taxonomy places the organism in Eukaryota, Metazoa, Chordata, Mammalia, Chiroptera, Vespertilionidae.
AUGCGGCUUGGGCUGUGUGUGGUGGCCCUCAUUCUGAGCUGGAUGCAUCUCGCUGCUGGCAGCCGGGGGACCAAGGGAAAGAGACAGAGGCGGAUCAGUGCCGAGGGGAGCCAGGCCUGCGCCAAAGGCUGCGAGCUCUGCUCCGAGGUCAACGGCUGCCUCAAGUGCUCGCCCAGGCUGUUCAUCCUGCUGGAGAGGAACGACAUCCGCCAGGUGGGCAUCUGCCUACCGUCCUGCCCGCCCGGAUACUUCGAUGCCCGCAACCCCGACAUGAACAAGUGCAUCAAAUGCAAGAUUGAGCACUGCGAGGCCUGCUUCAGCCACAACUUCUGCACCAAGUGCAAGGAGAGCUGGUACCUGCACAAGGGCCGCUGCUACCCAGCUUGCCCCGAGGGCUCCGCAGCUGCCAACGGCACCAUGGAGUGCAGCAGUCCUGCACAAUGUGAAAUGGGCGAGUGGUCCCCGUGGGGGCCGUGCGCCAAGAGGAAGAAGCUCUGUGGCUUCCGGAGGGGCUCGGAGGAGCGGACAAGGAGGGUGCUCCACGCGCCUGGGGGGGACCACGCCGUCUGCUCCGACACCAGAGAGAUCCGGAGGUGCACAGUGCGGAGGACGCCCUGUCCUGAGGGGCAGAAGAGGAAGAAGGGAGGCCAGGGCCGGAGGGAAAAGGCCAACAGGAACCCGAGCAGGAAGGAGAGCAAGGAGGCAGGCACCGGCUCUCGGAGACGCAAGGGCCAGCGGCAGCAGCAGCAGCAGCAGCAGCAGCAGGGGACAGAGGGGCCACUCACAUCUGCAGGGCCUACCUAG